Molecule: messenger RNA, 825 nt
Organism: Talaromyces atroroseus
Lineage: Eukaryota; Fungi; Ascomycota; Eurotiomycetes; Eurotiales; Trichocomaceae
Exons: 6
Coding region: 1-825 (274 amino acids)
Molecular function (GO): methyltransferase activity
Source: RefSeq, a predicted model, not a curated record
AUGUUUCAGCCCAAUGACGAUCAGGAACAAAAUAAGUUGAUGCUGAUGCAUCUAUGCUAUGAGCUUGUCUUUGAAGGGAGACUGCAACUAGCACCCAUCUCGAGUAAUCCGCAAAACGCUCUGGAUAUUGGAACGGGGAGAGGAGAUUGGGCUAUUGAUUUUGCUGAGGCCAACGCAUCUGCUCACGUCAUCGGCACGGACCUAAGUCCAAUCCAGCCUCUGUGGGUCCCUCCAAACCUGACUUUUGAAAUCGACGAUGCAGAAGACGAAUGGCUUUAUAGCCAAAAGUUUGACUUCAUCCACACCCGAACAUUAUGUGGCUCCAUCCGGGAUUGGCCACGGUUUCAUAGACAGGCCUUUAGUCAUCUACGGCCGGGUGGUUGGCUAGAAAUGCAGGAGAAUGACGCCUGGUUCCAGCGUGAUGAUGGCACAUGCCCAGAAUGGUCGAAACUGUUUCUUGAGAAGCUGGAUGAAGCGAGCGUAUUGAGCGGGAGGCGGUUAAAUGUUGCCAAAGAGCAGAAACAACAUAUGAUAAAUGCAGGCUUUGUUAACGUGCAUGAUGAAAUUUUCAAGCUACCACUGAGCCCGUGGCAUCCCGAUCCGCGAAUGACGGAAAUAGGGCGAAUUCGCGGGAUCGCAAUGAACGAAGGUGUCGAAGGGUACAGUCUGGCCUUAUACACACGCUUUCUCGGCUGGAGUCCAGACGAAGUGCGAAUUUUACUGGCCAAGGUGCGCGCAGAAUUCAACGAUAUAAGUAAUCGGAUGUACAUCGCUGUGCAUGUUGUUUAUGGGCAGAAACCGGAAGAAGCUGCUACCACAAUCUAA